CAACCGAACAAGGGGAGACAGACACCAUGCAAGAUACCUUCAAUCUUGGCAUAUGGAACCGAAGUUUCUACAUUUUCACAAGCCACCGAACUAACACGCGAGUCAGCGGUCAAUCACCAACCAACCAACCAAAACUUCCCCCAUACCAUCCCAGAAAAAUCCACCACCCACACCGAAGCUUCAAGAACUCAUCGGCCCCACCCCCACCUCCUUCCACAAUCCCCCCAUCAUCUUCCCUCCAGAUUUCUCUAAAUUUGCACAAUCCCCGCCUCCCAAAACCAACCAAAUCUCCAGGUCUUCAAUCUCCUCGCGGCAUUUAGUUUCGUUCAGGCAUUUUCAGAAACACCUCGAUGGCGGCAGAGGACGGCGCGGUCACAAUCUACAACAGCAGCGCAAUCACCGACGCCAACAACAAGAAGAACCCAUAUUCGAUCAAGGUCGGCCUCGCCCAGAUGCUCCGCGGCGGCGCCAUUGUUGAGGUCAACACCCCCGAGCAAGCAAGGCUCGCCGAAGACGCCGGCGCUUGCUCCGUCAUCGUCUCCGACCCGCCCCGCAACCGAGGCAUUUCGCGCAUGUCCGACCCCUGUCUCAUCAAGGACAUCAAACGUGCCGUUUCGAUCCCCGUCGUGGCCCGAUCACGGAUCGGGCAUUUCGUCGAGGCCCAGAUCCUCGAAUCAAUCGGCGUCGACUACAUCGACGAGAGCGAGUAUCUAGCGAUGGCGGACGAGGAACAUUUCAUAAACAAGCACAAUUUCCAGACCCCUUUCAUCUGCGGAGCUCAAACGCUCGGCGACGCGUUGAGGAGAGUGAGAGAAGGCGCGGCGAUCAUACGAAUCCAAGGCGAUCUAACCGGGUCCGGCAACGUCGCCAUGACUGUAAAAAACGUCAGAUCGGUGAUGGGUCAGAUUAGGCUGCUCAACAACAUGGACGACGACGAAGUCUUUGCGUUUUCGAAGACGAUUCAAGCACCGUACGACCUGGUUGCGCAAUCCAAGCAAAUGGGUCGGCUGCCGGUGGUGCUGUUCGCCUCCGGUGGCAUCGUGACGCCGGCCGACGUGGCGUUGAUGAUGCAAUUGGGUUGCGACGGAGUGUUUAUCGGGUCGGAUGUAUUCAAUUGCUCGGAUCCGUAUAAGCGGGUGAUCGACAUUGUUCAGGCGGUUAGGAACUACAAUGAUCCGCAUGUGCUGGUGGAGGUGAGUUCCGGGUUGUCGGAUCUGAUGGCGGGUUUGGGUUUCGGUGAGGACAGGAUCGAACAGUUUGGCAGCGGCCACGGAGGUGUUUGAUCAGGCGACUUAAUCAUGUAACGUAGCUCUAAACUCUUUCUUUGUUUGGUGUUAAAGCAUAGAGGAAUGUUAUUAUACAUGGAUAUCUGUGGCUCUCUGUUGUGACUAGUCACUUGUGUCCAUUUUUUCAUGUUGUAUUGAGGCCAAUUUUGUGAAAAUGCAGGUAGGAUUGAGAAUAAUAAUUUCGUUUGUUCGACUCUGUCGAGAUGUUUAGGAAUAAUGCUCUACUUAAUUUGAGGUAUUAAUGAGAAUAAUUUUGUUCAUC
Pyrus x bretschneideri (Chinese white pear) is the source of this 1548-nucleotide messenger RNA. RefSeq names its product pyridoxal 5'-phosphate synthase-like subunit PDX1.2. Gene Ontology annotation, biological process: amino acid metabolic process; pyridoxal 5'-phosphate biosynthetic process; pyridoxine biosynthetic process. Gene Ontology annotation, molecular function: amine-lyase activity. The record is from RefSeq and is a predicted model, not a curated record. The transcript has a single exon. The coding region runs from base 351 to 1283 and encodes 310 amino acids. Lineage: Eukaryota; Viridiplantae; Streptophyta; Magnoliopsida; Rosales; Rosaceae.